UUGUUUGCUACCCGCCAUAAAAAGAUAGGCGAAGAAGGGUCUUAUAACAAUGGUGAUGACGAUGAUGGCGUACAGGAAACUGCCGGUUCAAUUGGGCGUGGAUCGUUGCGCAGAUCUGUAAACACUGUUAAUAGUGAACUGGGAUUGUGUAUUACCAUACGCGGUGCAUGUUUGUGUUAUCAGUAAAUCCCUUUAGUCUUUGUCUCGCCGAAGGGCGUGUUUAGUCAGUAGGACUUCAGGAGGUGUGAAGACGCGUACUAAAACAAGGGACUGCACCAAGUCAGCGGACGUUUGUGCCCUUCAAUUGUCCACUGUGAAGUGACCUGUGAGCCCUGACCUCCUGUUUACCGAAGAGUUCACUCCAGCCAGAGUCAGCGGGAUGGAGCAGGAGGAGGCUCUGUGCUUUUUGAAGGCAUUUUUGGAGGAGUUUCCAGCUGCUCUGGAGGAAGGCGCUUCACUUCCUGUUAGCCCUCUUAGUCGUAAAUUCACAAUGGAGGAGUUGCAUGGAGAGAGCCUGGAGCUGGGCCUGAGGCUAUUGGCAAACAG
Haplochromis burtoni (Burton's mouthbrooder) is the source of this 546-nucleotide messenger RNA. RefSeq names its product protein phosphatase 1F. Gene Ontology annotation, cellular component: cytosol. Lineage: Eukaryota; Metazoa; Chordata; Actinopteri; Cichliformes; Cichlidae. Gene Ontology annotation, biological process: negative regulation of protein kinase activity; protein dephosphorylation. The record is from RefSeq and is a predicted model, not a curated record. Gene Ontology annotation, molecular function: cation binding; protein serine/threonine phosphatase activity.